UGCGCCGCACUCCUGUGUUUAACAAAAGGUUUGUGCAGAUAUUUUAAGGUUUAAAUAUGUUGAAAAGGUUUAUGCUUUAAAGAUUAGAAUGUUUUAAAUGGUAACAGACAUCCAGUCUUUCUUUUUACAAGCGAUACUAAAGUAAGCAAAACGCAACAUGCAAUGCUUUAUCUAACAUACAUUUUGUAAAUCUUAAAAAAUAAGUUCACUUAUUUGAGCAUAAAGUGCACGUGAGUGGCAGAAAGCGCGUCUCAUUUCUAUCCCUGUAUCGUAAAUCUGUUAGUAAACACGACUUCAGUCACUGACGAGUCAAUUGAAUCAAAUGUUUGUCCAAAUGAUUCACUUUUGAGUCGCUCGAAUCACCGCGCGCUGACGUCACUUGAUGUUUAUAACGGUGUAAAUGAAACGAAAUCAACAAACAUGUGGAUUGACAAUCGUUUACUUACCAUAUUUAUAUGUUUAUUUAUUUGUAGAGCUGGUUGUGAGUGUUUAUUUACUCUACUCGGGUGAUUUAAGGUCAUUCCCUCAGUCUGACUCCCUCAGCAGUGCACUGAGUAGUGAACUAGAGAGCAGAUUGAGUGUGUAUUUCUUUUAUUUCUGUUCGUUGUUCUCAUUUUAAACAGGACAAAGUGUCCAAACACAGAGGAAAACUCCUGCUGAAGUGACUGAUCUCCACACUGUUAUAAAGAUGGCGUUUAUUAAAGAGGAGAGUGAAGACCUGAAGAUUGAAGACACAUUCACAAUCAAACAGGAAGAUCCUGGUCAAACAGAGCUGACGAUGCUGAAAGAAGAGACUCAAGAACUGAAUGAAAUGGAAGAGAAAGAUCAAGAUUUAAAGACCGUUGAAAAAUCCACAAAAAUAAAAAGGACUUCACCUCAUAAAAGAGAUCAGGAAACCAAAUCUACUGGUAACUUUACCUGCAGUCAGUGUGGGAAAUGUUUUGCUCAAAAACACAACCUUAGAGUCCACAUGAGUGCUCACACCAGAGAGAAGCCUCACUUGUGUCCUGAGUGUGGAAAGAGUUUCAGACGGAAGCAAUACCUUGCUGUUCACAUGAGAAUUCACACCGGAGAGAAGCCUUUCUCGUGUGAUCAGUGUGGGAAGAGUUUCAGGCAAUCGAUAAUCCUUCGACAUCACAUCAGACUUCACACUGGAGAGAAGCCUUAUGCCUGCCCUCAGUGCGGAGUGAGAUACAUCCAUAAACAAAGACUUGAAAAGCACAUGGCAGUUCACAAUGAAGACAAGCCAUUCGUUUGCCCACAAUGCGGGAAAAGUUUUACUCUAAACCUAAACCUUAAACAACACAUGAAAAUUCACACCGGAGAGAAACCUUUCGUCUGCCAACAGUGCGGAAAGAGUUUCAAUCACAAACAACAAGUUGAAGUCCACAUGAGAGUUCACACUGGAGAGAGACCUUACAUUUGCUCUCAAUGCGGGAAGAGUUUUACACAGAAAGGCAACCUUGAUCACCACAUGAGGACUCACGCCCGAGAGAGACCCUACACUUGCACAAAGUGCGGCAGAAACCUUACAAGUCAAAGCUCUCUUGAUGCUCACAUGAGGACUCACACUGAGAAGAAACCUUACGCUUGCUCUGAGUGUGGACAGAGUUUUGCAAAGAGAAGUGUCCUUAAAGUCCACAGGAGAGCACACACUGGAGAGCAGACGUACACUUGCACGCGGUGUGGUAAAAACUAUACCAGUAAAACCUACCUCAAGUCUCACAUGAGGACUCACACUGGAGAGAAGCCGUUUGUAUGUGGUCAGUGUGGAAAGAGUUUCUAUCACAGAGGCAGCCUGAGCUAUCAUAUGAAGUCCCACAGUGAAGAACAGAAGCAAAUAUCCAAAAGCAGAUGACUUCUAAAACAAUUACAGAAAGAAUAAAGUGAAGUGCAAAAGUAUAAAUCAGGGAUGACCAACCUUGCUCCUGGAGAUUUCAGCUGGAGCUUUCACCCAGAUGUUCUUGUGGUGGAAGAUGAGAAAGGACAACAACAAAGUCAUGAACAAUGAACAG
Messenger RNA from Danio rerio (zebrafish), 2015 nucleotides. The record is from RefSeq and is a predicted model, not a curated record. NCBI's taxonomy places the organism in Eukaryota, Metazoa, Chordata, Actinopteri, Cypriniformes, Danionidae.